Coregonus sp. 'balchen' is the source of this 10749-nucleotide messenger RNA. NCBI's taxonomy places the organism in Eukaryota, Metazoa, Chordata, Actinopteri, Salmoniformes, Salmonidae. The record is from the annotation of a GenBank genome assembly.
AUGAUGUCUGCCAUAGACACGGGUACCGCUGUGUACCAACCAGCACAACUACUGAACUGGCUCUAUACGUCCCUCAAUGACACCCACCAGACCAAUGCCUUCGAUGCGUUCAGACCGGAAUCCGAGAGUUCUCCACCCGACCUGAACAACUACAAACAGCCGUGCGCUGCUGCUGUCGACCUGAGCACUGCGCUCAACUCCAACCAUCUCAACAACUUCUUGCAACUUCAGAGGAAUGAGGUAAACAUGUCUUUUUUUUUGUUGAUGUAUAUAAUUCCAGAUAUGUUAUUUCCACAAACUGUAUCUUGACAUGCCAAACAACUUGUAUUAAACUUAAUCCAACAUUGUAUUGUUUAAUACAUGGAACAAACUUGAGACAAAAGCAGGUUUAAUAAUGUGAGUUACAAUGACAAUGUUUAAUAAUUAACAUAAAAGCUGCGUAUGCCUACCCAUUCACUUGGAGCACAAAUAGGUUCUUAUAUGAUUUGGUUUGGAUUAUAAUAAAUUAUUAUACUCAUCCCAUAGGGCUCUAAAUCUUUCCUUCCCAUUUUCAGCAAGGGUACCAAUACAAUGUGCCACCACACUGUACAGUAAACCCCUAGCUCCACCACACUGUACAGUAAACCCCUAGCUCAACCCCUAGCUCCACCACACUGAACAGUAAACCCCUAGCUCCACCACACUGUACAGUAAACCCCUAGCUCCACCACACUGUACAGUAAACCCCUAGCUCCACCACACUGUACAGUAAACCCCUAGCUCCACCACACUGUACAGUAAACCCCUAGCUCCACCACACUGUACAGUAAACCCCCCUAGCUCCACCACACUGUACAGUAAACCCCUAGCUCCACCACACUGUACGUAAAACCCCUAGCUCCACCCCAGCUCCACCACACUGGACAGUAACCCUAGCUCCACCACACUGUACAGUAAAAAACAACCCCUAGCUCCACCACACUGUACAGUAACCCAGCUCCACCACCUGUAGCAGUAAAACCCCUAGCUCCACCCACACUGUACAGUAAACCUCUAGCUCCACCACACUGUACAGUAAAACCCUAGCUCCACCACACUGUACAGUAAACCCCUAGCUCCACCCCUAGCUCCACCACACUGUACAGUAAACCCUAGCUCCACCACACUGUACAGUAAACCCCUACGCUCCACCACCACUGUACAGUAAACCCCUAGCUCCACCACACUGUACAGUAAACCCCUAGCUCCACCACACUGUACAGUAAAACCCCUAGCUCCACCACACUGUACAGUAAACCCUAGCUCCACCACACUGUAAAGUAAACCCCUAGCUCCACCACACUGUACAUAAACCCCUAGCUCCACCUCACUGUACAGUAAACCUCUAGCUCCACCACACUGUACAGUAAACCCCUAGCUCUCACCACACUGUACAGUAAACCUCUAGCUCCACCACACUGUACAGUAAACCCCUAUCUCCACCACUAGCUCCACCAACUGUACAGUAACCCCUAGCUCCACCACACUGUACAGUAAACCCCUAGCUCCACCACUAGCUCCACCACACUGUACAGUAAACCCCUAGCUCCACCACACUGUACAGUAAACCCCUAGCUCCACCCCUAGCUCCACCACACUGUACAGUAAACCUCUAGCUCCACCACACUGUACAGUAAACCCCUAGCUCCACCACACUGUACAGUAAACCCCUAGCUCCACCUCACUGUGCAGUAAACCCCUAGCUCCACCACACUGUACAGUAAACCUCUAGCUCCACCACACUGUACAGUAAACCCCUAGCUCCACCACUAGCUCCACCACACUGUACAGUAAACCCCUAGCUCCACCACACUGUACAGUAAACCCCUAGCUCCACCACUAGCUCCACCACACUGUACAGUAAACCCCUAGCUCCACCACACUGUACAGUAAACCUCUAGCUCCACCACACUGUACAGUAAACCCCUAGCUCCACCACACUGUACAGUAAACCCCUAGCUCCACCACCCUGUACAGUAAACCCCUAGCUCCACCACACUGUACAGUAAACCUCUAGCUCCACCACCCUGUACAGUAAACCCCUAGCUCCACCACACUGAACAGUAAACCCCUAGCUCCACCACACUGUACAGUAAACCCCUAGCUCCACCACCCUGUACAGUAAACCUCUAGCUCCACCACACUGUACAGUAAACCCCUAGCUCCACCACACUGUACAGUAAACCCCUAGCUCCACCACACUGUACAGUAAACCCCUAGCUCCACCACACUGUACAGUAAACCCCUAGCUCCACCACACUGUACAGUAAACCUCUAGCUCCACCACACUGUACAGUAAACCCCUAGCUCCACCACACUGUACAGUAAACCCCUAGCUCCACCACACUGUACAGUAAACCCCUAGCUCCACCACACUGUACAGUAAACCCCUAGCUCCACCACCCUGUACAGUAAACCUCUAGCUCCACCACACUGUACAGUAAACCCCUAGCUCCACCACACUGUACAGUAAAACCCCUAGCUCCACCACCCUGUACAGUAAACCCCUAGCUCCACCACACUGUACAGUAAACCCCUAGCUCCACCACACUGUACAGUAAACCCCUAGCUCCACCACACUGUACAGUAAACCCCUAGCUCCACCACACUGUACAGUAAACCCCUAGCUCCACCACACUGUACAGUAAACCCCUAGCUCCACCACCCUGUACAGUAAACCUCUAGCUCCACCACACUGUACAGUAAACCCCUAGCUCCACCACACUGUACAGUAAACCCCUAGCUCCACACACCCUGUACAGUAAACCCCUAGCUCCACCACACUGUACAGUAAACCCCUAGCUCCACCACACUGUACAGUAAACCCCUAGCUCCACCACACUGUACAGUAAACCCCUAGCUCCACCACACUGUACAGUAAACCCCUAGCUCCACCACACUGUACAGUAAACCCCUAGCUCCACCACACUGUACAGUAAACCCCUAGCUCCACCACACUGUCCAGUAAACCUCUAGCUCCACCACACUGUACAGUAAACCCCUAGCUCCACCACACUGUACAGUAAACCCCUAGCUCCACCUCUAGCUCCACCACACUGUACAGUAAACCCUUAGCUCCACCACACUGUACAGUAACCCCUAGCUCCACCACACUGUACAGUAAACCCCUAGCUCCUCCACACUGUACAGUAAACCCCUAGCUCCAUCACACUACAGUAAACCCCUAGCUCCACCACACUGUACAGUAAACCCCUAGCUCCACCACACUGUACAGUAAACCCCUAGCUCCACCACACUGUACAGUAAACCCCUAGCUCCACCACUAGCUCCACCACACUGUACAGUAAACCCCUAGCUCCACCACACUGUACAGUAAACCCCUAGCUCCACCACCCUGUACAGUAAACCUCUAGCUCCACCACACUGUACAGUAAACCCCUAGCUCCACCACACUGUACAGUAAACCCCUAGCUCCACCACACUGUACAGUAAACCCUUAGCUCCACCACACUGUACAGUAAACCCCUAGCUCCCCCUGUAACCUAGCUCCACCACACUGUACAGUAAACCCCUAGCUCCACCACACUGUACAGUAAACCCUUAGCUCCACCACACUGUACAGUAAACCCCUAGCUCCACCACACUGUACAGUAAACCCCUAGCUCCUCCACACUGUAUAGUAAACCCCUAGCUCCACCACACUACAGUAAACCCCUAGCUCCACCACACUGUACAGUAAACCCCUAGCUCCACCACACUGUACAGUAAACCCCUAGCUCCACCACAUUGUACAGUAAACCCCUAGCUCCACCACUAGCUCCACCACACUGUACAGUAAACCCCUAGCUCCACCACACUGUACAGUAAACCCCCUAGCUCCACCACCCUGUAUAGUAAACCUCUAGCUCCACCACACUGUACAGUAAACCCCUAGCUCCACCACACUGUACAGUAAACCCCUAGCUCCACCACACUGUACAGUAAACCCCUAGCUCCACCACACUGUACAGUAAACCCCUAGCUCCACCACACUGUACAGUAAACUCCUAGCUCCACCCCUAGCUCCACCACACUGUACAGUAAACCCCUAGCUCCACCCCUAGCUCCACCACACUGUACAGUAAACCCCUAGGCUCCAACCACAACUGUACAGUAAACCCCUAGCUCCACCCCUAGCUCCACCACACUGUACAGUAAACCCCUAGCUCCACCCCUAGCUCCACCACACUGUACAGUAAACCUCUAGCUCCACCCCUAGCUCCACCACACUGUACAGUAAACCCCUAGCUCCUCCACACUGUACAGUAAACCACCUAGCUCCACCACACUGUACAGUAAACCCUAGCUCCACCACACUGUACAGUAAACCUCUAGCUCCACCACACUGUACAGUAAACCCCUAGCUCCCACACUGUACAGUAAACCCUGCUCCACCACACUGUACAGUAAACCCCUAGCUCCACCACACUGUACAGUAAACCUCUGCUCACCACACUGUACAGUAAACCUCUAGCUCCACCACACUGUACAGUAAACCCCUAGCUCCACCACACUGUACAGUAAACCCCUAGCUCCACCACACUGUACAGUAAACCCCUAGCUCCACACACUGUACAGUAAACCCCUAGCUCCACCACACUGUACAGUAAACCCCUAGCUCCACCACCCUGUACAGUAAAACCCCUAGCUCCACCACACUGUACAGUAAACCCCUAGCUCCACCACACUGUACAGUAAACCCCUAGCUCCACCACACCUGUACAGUAAACCUCUAGCUCCACCACACUGUACAGUAAACCCCUAGCUCCACCUCACUGUGCAGUAAACCCCUAGCUCCACCCCUAGCUCCACCACACUGUCCAGUAAACCCCUAGCUCCACCCCUAGCUCCACCACACUGUCCAGUAAACCCCUAGCUCCACCACACUGUACAGUAAACCCCUAGCUCCACCACACUGUACAGUAAACCCCUAGCUCCACCACACUGUACAGUAAACCCCUAGCUCCACCCCACUGUACAGUAAACCCCUAGCUCCACCCCUAGCUCCACCACACUGUACAGUAAACCCCUAGCUCCACCACACUGUACAGUAAACCCCUAGCUCCACCCCUAGCUCCACCACACUGUACAGUAAACCUCUAGCUCCACCCCUAGCUCCACCACACUGUACAGUAAACCCCUAGCUCCACCACACUGUACAGUAAACCCCUAGCUCCACCACACUGUACAGUAAACCCCUAGCUCCACCCCUAGCUCCACCACACUGAACAGUAAACCUCUAGCUCCACCACACUGUACAGUAAACCCCUAGCUCCACCACCCUGUACAGUAAACCCCUAGCUCCACCACACUGUACAGUAAACCCCUAGCUCCACCACACUGUACAGUAAACCCCUAGCUCCACCACACUGUACAGUGAACCCCUAGCUCCACCACACUGUGCAGUAAACCCCUAGCUCCACCACACUGUCCAGUAAACCCCUAGCUCCACCACACUGUACAGUAAACCCCUAGCUCCACCACACUGUACAGUAAACCCCUAGCUCCACCACACUGUGCAGUAAACCCCUAGCUCCACCACACUGUACAGUAAACCCCUAGCUCCACCCCACUGUACAGUAAACCCCUAGCUCCACCCCUAGCUCCACCACACUGAACAGUAAACCCCUAGCUCCACCACACUGUACAGUAAACCCCUAGCUCCACCACACUGAUUGGUGACUGGUGAUUAGCUGUAUGUAGGCUAUGCUACACACUAGGAAAAGAGGGUUCUAUGUGGAGUCCUUCAAUGGUUCUUUGCAGUUCACAAAAUGGUUCGUUGCUCUUUUAGUGACAAUUAAAAUGCAGGGGCGGUGGCUAAUUAGAAUGUUGGGGCGUGGUUUGAGCACAGCUCUUUUUGUGCAACGGUGAAUGUGAGUGUCAUUCCAGUUGAUCUAAUCUGUUGUGUUAUGUCAUUACAUGUUAAAUAUGACAAUGGCCAGUGAUAGUGUCUUGUGAAAGACUCACGUAUGGCUUUGUGUCAAUUGAGAACUGUUGACUAAAUCAGUGGUUCUCAAUUCUCUCCUCAGGGCCCCCAGCUAUUCCUGAGCUACUACACCUGAUUGACAUGUUGAAUCAACACAAUUUUAACAAUAUAUUAUGGCUAGCCAGAAUUUAAAAAACUCCCGGGAUGUUUCUUUUAAAAAGGAUCUACAAAGAGGCGUGGCUUAUUAGAGGCAUGGCUUCAGAUAGCUCUUCUUUGCCACCGUGAGAGUAAAUGUCAUUCCUGUUCAUCAUGGUAAGUUAACAUACUGCAAAUAUAUAUUUUGUGCAUUUUACACUUCUGUAAGCCUCAUUGAAGGUACAAUAAUGUAAAUGUUUGACCUUAACAUGUGAGAACUAUACAACACAACAGAUUAACAGGAAUGACAUUUACUCUCACGGGUGGCUAGAAAUAACUAUCUGAAAGCCACGACCCUACUAAACUAUGCCUCCAGACUUCUGAUCUAACCCACUGGGUCAUAUCUCAAUAACCCAGCACCAAUAACCCAACCUUGCUAUUUCUUUUCAAGAAAACAACUCAACUAAGUGACCGAACACCUACAACCCAGCAGUUGGGUCAAUCAAACAACCCAGCAGUUGGAUCAACCAAACAACCCAGCAGUUGGAUCAACCAAACAACCCAGCAGUUGGGUCAAUCAAACAACCCAGCAGUUGGGUCAAUCAAACAACCCAGCAGUUGGAUCAACCAAACAACCCAGCAGUUGGAUCAACCAAACAACCCAGCAGUUGGGUCAACCAAACAACCCAGCAGUUGGGUCAACCAAACAACCCAGCAUUUGGAUCAACCAAACAACCCAGCAGUUGGGUCAAUCAAACAACCCAGCAGUUGUGUCAACCAAACAACCCAGCAGUUGGAUCAACCAAACAACCCAGCAUUUGGAUCAACCAAACAACCCAGCAGUUGGAUCAACCAAACAACCCAGCAGUUGGAUCAACCAAACAACCCAGCAGUUGGAUCAACCAAACAACCCAGCAGUUGGAUCAACCAAACAACCCAGCAGUUGGAUCAACCAAACAACCCAGCAUUUGGAUCAACCAAACAACCCAGCAGUUGGGUCAACCAAACAACCCAGCAGUUGGGUCAACCAAACAACCCAGCAGUUGGGUCAACCAAACAACCCAGCAGUUGGGUCAACCAAACAACCCAGCAGUUGGGUCAACCAAACAACCCAGCAGUUGGAUCAACCAAACAACCCAGCAGUUGGGUCAACCAAACAACCCAGCAGUUGGAUCAACCAAACAACCCAGCAGUUGGGUCAACCAAACAACCCAGCAGUUGGGUCCAGUUGGGUCAACCAAACAACCCAGCAGUUGGGUCCAGUUGGAUCAACCAAACAACCCAGCAUUUUUUAGAGUGUAGGUCCGACACCGACUCCCCCCGGUCCGAAGAGUACAGUCUGUGUCUCAAAUGGCCCCCUAUUCCCUAAGUAGUGCACUACUUCUGACCAGGGACCAUGUAACUCUAGUGAAAAGUAGUGCACUACAUAGGGGACAGGGUGCCAUUAAGGGACGUACUGCACGGGGCCUGGUGGUGGUGUUGCUAAACUCAGUUAACUUCUCUCCUCUCAGGAGAAGUCUGAAAUAUAGAAUAUAAUUAGUCAUUUUAGCAGACGCUCUUAUCCAGAGCGACUUACAGGAGCAAUUAGGGUUAAGUGCCUUGCUCAAGGGCACAUCAACAGAUUUGUCACCUAGUCGGCUCGGGGAUUAGAACCAGCGACCUUUCGGUUACUGGCACAAUGCUCUUAACCACUAAGCUACCUGCCGAAUAGUGCAGCAUGUCAAGGAGGAUACCACAUUCAUCAGACCUGGUGACGAAGAAGCUAGGAUUCAUUUGGCCUGUGAGAUUAGCUUGGCCUCCUGCACCAUGGUAAGGUUAUCCCCUAUAGAAAGCUAGGCCUCCUGCGCCAGGGUAAGGUUAUCCUCCUGCACCAGGGUAAGGUUAUCCCCUAUGGAAAGCUAGGCCUCCUGCACCAGGUUAUCCCCUAUGGAAAGCUAGGCCUCCUGCGCCAGGGUAAGGUUAUCCCCUAUAGAAAGCUAGGCCUCCUGCGCCAGGGUAAGGUUAUCCUCCUGCACCAGGGUAAGGUUAUCCCCUAUGGAAAGCUAGGCCUCCUGCGCCAGGGUAAGGUUAUCCCCUAUGGAAAGCUAGGCCUCCUGCACCAGGGUAAGGUUAUCCCCUAUAGAAAGCUAGGCCUCCUGCACCAGGGUAAGGUUAUCCCCUAUAGAAAGCUAGGCCUCCUGCACCAGGGUAAGGUUAUCCCCUAUAGAAAGCUAGGCCUCCUGACCAGGGUAAGGUUAUCCCCUAUAGAAAGCUAGGCCUCCUGCGCCAGGGUAAGGUUAUCCCCUAUAGAAAGCUAGGCCUCCUGCGCCAGGGUAAGGUUAUCCCCUAUAGAAAGCUAGGCCUCCUGCACCAGGGUAAGGUUAUCCCCUAUAGAAAGCUAGGCCUCCUGCGCCAGGGUAAGGUUAUCCCCUAUAGAAAGCUAGGCCUCCUGCACCAGGGUAAGGUUAUCCUCCUGCACCAGGGUAAGGUUAUCCCCUAUAGAAAGCUAGGCCUCCUGCACCAGGGUAAGGUUAUCCCCUAUAGAAAGCUAGGCCUCCUGCACCAGGGUAAGGUUAUCCCCUAUAGAAAGCUAGGCCUCCUGCACCAGGGUAAGGUUAUCCCCUAUGGAAAGCUAGGCCUCCUGCACCAGGGUAAGGUUAUCCCCUAUAGAAAGCUAGGCCUCCUGACCAGGGUAAGGUUAUCCCCUAUAGAAAGCUAGGCCUCCUGCGCCAGGGUAAGGUUAUCCCCUAUAGAAAGCUAGGCCUCCUGCGCCAGGGUAAGGUUAUCCCCUAUAGAAAGCUAGGCCUCCUGCGCCAGGGUAAGGUUAUCCUCCUGCACCAGGGUAAGGUUAUCCCCUAUGGAAAGCUAGGCCUCCUGCACCAGGUUAUCCCCUAUGGAAAGCUAGGCCUCCUGCGCCAGGGUAAGGUUAUCCCCUAUAGAAAGCUAGGCCUCCUGCGCCAGGGUAAGGUUAUCCUCCUGCACCAGGGUAAGGUUAUCCCCUAUGGAAAGCUAGGCCUCCUGCGCCAGGGUAAGGUUAUCCCCUAUGGAAAGCUAGGCCUCCUGCACCAGGGUAAGGUUAUCCCCUAUAGAAAGCUAGGCCUCCUGCACCAGGGUAAGGUUAUCCCCUAUAGAAAGCUAGGCCUCCUGCACCAGGGUAAGGUUAUCCCCUAUAGAAAGCUAGGCCUCCUGACCAGGGUAAGGUUAUCCCCUAUAGAAAGCUAGGCCUCCUGCGCCAGGGUAAGGUUAUCCCCUAUAGAAAGCUAGGCCUCCUGCGCCAGGGUAAGGUUAUCCCCUAUAGAAAGCUAGGCCUCCUGCACCAGGGUAAGGUUAUCCCCUAUAGAAAGCUAGGCCUCCUGCGCCAGGGUAAGGUUAUCCCCUAUAGAAAGCUAGGCCUCCUGCACCAGGGUAAGGUUAUCCUCCUGCACCAGGGUAAGGUUAUCCCCUAUAGAAAGCUAGGCCUCCUGCACCAGGGUAAGGUUAUCCCCUAUAGAAAGCUAGGCCUCCUGCACCAGGGUAAGGUUAUCCCCUAUGGAAAGCUAGGCCUCCUGCACCAGGGUAAGGUUAUCCCCUAUGGAAAGCUAGGCCUCCUGACCAGGGUAAGGUUAUCCCCUAUAGAAAGCUAGGCCUCCUGCGCCAGGGUAAGGUUAUCCCCUAUAGUUUGAGUAUAUUUAUUUGUCCAUCCUUAAGUAGCAGUUAUGACAGCCUUAUGACAUCAGCCAAAGUAGUGAAGAUUAGAUUGCCUUGCGUCCUGACAUAGUUCCAUUCCACAACACAUGUUAUGUGCAGCCUGUAACAAUCUUCACACUGGGACCAUAGUCAGUUCUCUUCCCUGGAGCUUAAGACACACUGGUACUGAUUGUGUCAACCCAAUAGAGGGAAUUAGCAAAAGAUCUUCAACAAAGGCAUCCUGUUCCUCCACGGAAAUGGAACUCUUUCUGCUCGUAGACUGAAUGACAACGCAUUAAAAGAAGGUCUGGUUCUGUUGUGCGGAGUGAGCAGACUAACAAACAGGAACAUCUAUCAAGUUGUGGUGUCUAAUAUCCCAGAUUGUUCCUUUAACAUGCUCUAAACCAAGUGUUAUUCACUCUUAAUGCAGCGUUAGAGACGGGCUCAUCUGUAAUUGACGUUUUCAGCCAGACUAGUUUCUUUCCCAUUAGACUUUGUUAUCAAUUAAAAUCCAUGCCCAUAUUUUACUCAGAGCUCUAUUCAAUCUGUAUCUCAGAAGUAUCGCUGAAGAUCCGUGUAAAAAUGUAAAGGUAAUUUUAGAUUGAGCGGACAUAUGCAGCGUUUACCGUGAAUGCAGUCUCCUCAACCACAUUGCCUUUUGCCAAUCACGCUAUGAAGCGGAUGUUCAGCGCUACGGAUUGACUAGAGCUCUCACUGUUUUCUAUCCGCAGGCCUUAAACAACAACUUGUAUAAAAUCUCCACUCCCUACGGCUCGCUCAACAACAUCAUAGACGGCCUGAGUUCUCCGACAGACCCCUUCUCUGACCUCCCCCUCUCCUCUGAGCCACGCAAACCCAGCAAGCGACCGCCGCCCAACUACCUGUGCCAUCUCUGCUUCAACAAAGGACACUACAUCAAAGACUGCCCACAGGUGAGCUGGGCACAGCCCCUCCACACACAUGAACACGCGCACGUACGCAUACACCAUCAAGGACUAGCCUCAGGUGAGCCGGGCGUGGCCUAG